This is a messenger RNA of Staurois parvus, 419 nucleotides long. The record is from the annotation of a GenBank genome assembly. Lineage: Eukaryota; Metazoa; Chordata; Amphibia; Anura; Ranidae.
AUGGUAGCCAAUCAGCUUCUAAUUUCAGCUUUUUCAGUUAGGUUUAGACAAAACAAACUGGAAGCUCAUUAGUUUCUAUGCAGAGUUGGAACAGAUUUAGCACUCUCCAGUUUUAAUAAAUCAACCCCACAAUGUGUUAACCUCCCUGACGGUAUUCCCGAGUGUAGCUCGGGGUAACAUUUCAGUACCAAAAGCGGUAACCCCGAGCUACACUCGGGCUUACCAUGCGGCGCUGCUCCGGCAAGUGUUCUUCACUUACCUUACCCUGCGCUCCCGCGAUGUGUCCCCUGCAGCGUCCCCGGCCAUCUCCUCCGGCCGAUGCCGGCAUCCGGCUUCUGUGUCCUGUCCCUGUGACGUCGGGACGUACGGGCGCCACCGCCGCCGCCGGCGGGAAAUUUAAAAAUUUUAAAAAAUGUCAU